CGAUCCGCCGGCCGCGCCGCUGCAGAGCGGAGCGGUGCCCAAACGGCGGAGCGCAGUGAGAGCCAUGGCUAGAGAUGGCGAGGGACGCGGCCAGACACCCGCCGCGGCUGCGGAGCCUGGCCUGAGGGAGCGGGGGCCCUAGGACCGACCCGACGGCGUAAUCCAACAACGGGGGGGAAAAAAAAAUAAAUCGGGGGGGGGGGGGGGCGAAUAAGAGAGAAGGAAAAGCCACCAGCCCGGCAGCAGCAGCAGCACCGCCACCAGCCCACAGCGCCCGCCCGCCGCCGCCGGCCCGCGGGAGGAACCGGCCCGCGGCCGCCGCGAAGAGCUCCGGGACGCCCCGCCGCCCACCAGAUAGAUGUGCGGUCCAGCCGCUCGCACGGCUGACGAUGAACGCGCAGCUGGCGAUGGAGAACAUAGGGGAUCUGCACGGGGUGAGCCAUGAGCCGGUGCCCGCCGCCGCCGACCUGAUGAGCGGCAGCCCCCACCACCGGAGCGCGGUGGCUCACCGCGGCAGCCACCUGCCGGCCCACCCGCGCUCCAUGGGCAUGGCGUCCAUCCUCGACGGCGGCGACUACCACCAUCACCACCGGCCCCCCGACCACGCGCUGACGGGCCCCCUGCACCCCACCAUGACAAUGGCCUGCGAGACACCCCCCGGCAUGAGCAUGAGCAGUACCUACACCACGCUAACCCCCCUGCAGCCUCUACCUCCCAUUUCGACCGUCUCGGACAAGUUCCCUCACCACCACCACCACCACCACCACCACCACCCCCACCAGCGGAUACCGGGCAACGUGAGCGGCAGCUUCACGCUCAUGCGGGACGAGAGGGGUCUGGCAUCUAUGAACAAUCUCUACACCCCCUACCAUAAGGAUGUUACCGGCAUGGGGCAAAGCCUCUCUCCGUUGUCUGGAUCGGGCCUGGGGAGCAUCCACAACUCCCAGCAAGGGCUGCCCCACUACGCUCACCCCAGUGCCACCAUGCCCGCCGAGAAAAUGCUCACCCCGAACGGAUUUGAAGCCCACCACCCUGCCAUGUUAGCCAGGCAUGGCGACCAACACCUCACCCCCACCUCUGCUGGCAUGGUGCCUAUCAACGGGAUCCCACACCACCCCCAUGCCCACUUGAAUGCCCAGAGCCACGGGCAGAUCCUGGGCUCUGCCAGGGAGCAAAACCCUUCUGUAACUGGUUCGCAGGUCAACAGUGGAAGUAAUUCAGGGCAAAUGGAAGAAAUCAAUACCAAAGAAGUAGCUCAGAGGAUCACCACCGAGCUCAAGCGGUACAGCAUCCCCCAGGCUAUCUUCGCCCAGAGGGUGCUGUGCCGCUCUCAAGGGACCCUCUCAGACCUGCUGAGGAACCCCAAGCCCUGGAGCAAGCUCAAAUCCGGCCGGGAGACCUUCCGCAGGAUGUGGAAGUGGCUCCAAGAGCCGGAGUUUCAGCGGAUGUCUGCUCUGCGGCUGGCAGCGUGCAAGAGGAAAGAGCAAGAGCACGGGAAGGAUAGAGGGAAUACACCCAAAAAGCCUCGGUUGGUCUUCACAGAUGUCCAGCGUCGAACUCUACAUGCAAUAUUCAAAGAAAAUAAGCGUCCAUCCAAAGAAUUGCAAAUCACCAUUUCCCAGCAGCUUGGGUUGGAGCUGAGCACCGUCAGCAACUUUUUCAUGAAUGCACGGAGGAGGAGUCUGGAUAAGUGGCAAGACGAGGGCAGCUCCAAUUCAGGCAACUCAUCUUCUUCAUCAAGCACUUGUACCAAAGCAUGAAGGAAUAACCACGAACUAAGCCUCGGUGGAAAAGCUUUAAAAAUAAAUAAAUAAAUAAAUAAAGACCAGGACCUCAAGAUAGCAGGUUUAUACUUAGAACUAUUUGAAAAAAAUGUUAUUUAUAAGUCCAAAGAAACCAAAGACUUAUUUCACCUGCAUUAUGACUUUGUUCUAAGACACACACUUUAGUAGGAUGACGACUUGCAAAAAAUAGAGAGGAAGAAGAAAGCAAAAUGGAGGGAAUGAAACGGAAUGCAAAGAGAAACAGACCACUGGUCUUACACCUUCACCCAUUAUCAUCUUCACUGUACUUGGCUGUUUAGUGGUUUGGAGCAUAGUGGUUUCUUGUCAUUGAACGGACGUCUCUUCAGAUAUGGCUCUUCAUUUCUACAGCAAUUGCCAUGAAGGUGUAUAGUGUGUCCAUACUGCGUACACGCCGGUGGUUAGGGACUUAGUCAGGGCUGGUCUUCAGAGAGGGUUGUGCCAUGGCACGGCCAACAAAGCGUGGAGUCGUCUGAAUUCGUUUGAACGGUAGUGUGAUUUUUGCUGUUUCAUGGUUUGAACUUAACCAGUGCAAUGCCUGGAAACAAGUUCAAACUAGGCAAAGAAAUUUUGAAUGGUACCUAAACCAGUGCAUUCUCUUUGUUUGUUAAGGAAUGUUCAGAUUUAAAAAAGGAAAACUAUUCCAUCCAUUAAAAAAAAAAAUCAAUUAGCUACCAAAGAACACAUUUAAUAAUUAUAUUGCAGGUAUUUUAUUGCAAUGAUUUUAAUAUUCCAAAGCUAUUUUUACACAAAAUACUAUGUAGAGUUAUAGGUAUAAACUAAUCUAACUGUAUAACACAUAAAACUUGUAAUCAAGACUGUUAUUUGCAAUUAGUAAAAUCACAUUAUUGUUUCUUUCCGUGAUUGGCAAGAAAGAAUGUCAUCUGAGGAAAUCACAGCCCAUGUUGGAGCACAGGUACUGAUAAUGGGAUGCUGCUUCCACUGAAGUCAGUCAGCCUUUUUGUUGCUGACUUCAACAGGAGGAAAACAAAAAAGGGGCUGUUACAGCCAUGUGUAACAUUGUGUGGUAGCUAUCAUGUGUGCAUCCCCUUAUUACGCUCUCCCAGGCUGAUAUUGCUGGAAGCCCCUUGAACAGCGCUCUUUGCAAACCAUGCACUGUAUAUAAAUACAGCUCAGCUCUGCCACCUAGCCUGCAAACAGGAGACCUGAAGCAUUUUGUAUGCAAAAUCGAAAAGAAUUGCAAAAUAUAAAACCACAGGGCUCAGCAUCUGAUCAAUACCCAUUGACAUUAGAGAGCUUUUUUUCACUUAUCUACUUUACUAGGCAAAGGAAUAGCAAUAGCUUUGAAGGCUCAUGGUAUUUUGCUAUUGGUACAACAUAGUUAAUGUUGGUGGGAAGAGCUCCAACAGCAGCUCCAGUAGUGCUUUUGGAAGGCUGAAUUUUGGUGCCUCUGAAGUCAAUAACAAAAUUCCCAUGAUACCGAGAUACAGCCUGACAUUUGUGGCAUCAUAUCUGUGUGUAGCAGGAUAAGCUUUUGUCCUGUGCAUUCUUUCUUGCUCAUCUAUUAAUCAGGAUAAUGCAUGAAAUAGUUUAAAUUUGUAGCUGAAAAGUUUUAUGCUCUGUUGCUAACAGACCCGUAGAAGAGAUAUUAUCCCAUUCCUACUCUGGUAAAAUUAAAAAGAAAAGCGUGCAACAUCUGCAUAUUAAAUUUUAGUGUAAGGGGAAAAUACGCUUUAAAAACCAUACAUGUGCCUGUUAGAUUUCUAACCGGUGUUUCAAAUUACUGUACUAAUUCUACUAGGUAUAUUAAAUUCCAAAAUAACCAAAUAUGCAGGUAUAGGCCCAAUGCAAGGAUUAGAAAUAGGUAAUAUUACUUACACCCCUUUUUUUAAAAAAAAGAGAAAGGGAAAUUCAAGGUAAACUAGAAUCCAACCACCAUCAACAAUAGCAGAUACUGGUUUUGGGGAUGAAGCACACUCAGAAUACUAGCAACACCAAAGUUAAGCAACUUUGUAGCACCAGUUAUUUCCCAAGAGGACAGGGUCUAGUCAACGUUCAGGGUAUACAGUUAAUUUCCAGUAAGUGUUUAGGAUACAGCUCAAAUAUCUCUUCAUUAAAAUAAAGUCAAAUAAAACCAAGAUUUUUGGCACUGAAUAUUUCUCCACCUUUUCCUACAUUAAACCCACUUUAAGACUGACAAAGCAAUUGUCAAUGAAAAUUAUCUAAUCCAUGAGUUUUUCGAAUCUCUAGCUUACCUUAAAUUUUAGCGAGCUUUCUUUAAAGUGUUCCAUCCUCAAGGAGGCAUAAUUGACAUAGAAACAUUGAUAAACUCACGUAUAAAGCAUCUUUUGAAAGCAGUCUCAUUAGUGUAAGGUUAAUAAAGGACAGUGAUAACUAAUGUUUUAUUUUUUCCAGCAACACACUGCUUUGUAACGUACCUAUAGUUUAGAAAAGAAAGCCUUAUUUAUUUAAAACUUGAGAAUUUAAAAAUGCAGGGAAAUUCAAAGUACAUUGCCACAUUUUUUAGUAUUUCAUCAUAUUGUCUUUAGAGACUACUUGCUGAAACCAAAGAGAACUUUCAUACCAGCAUUACAUUUGCACCCAAUAUGCAAUUUCAGGAUCUCUGAUACACACACACGCAAGCCCCUGAAUAGGUCUGUGUAUAUAUACACUCACACACAUUUUUAUGGGGGUGUAUGUAUGUAUACAUGCGCACACAUACAUCCACAUACACUAAAACUGAUGCACAAGUUGCAGAUGUUAAGUGUUUCGGGUUUUUUACAUGUCUGUUUAAGUAUAUAUAAACCUUUUGGUUUUUUAUAAGCCAUUAGGAGCGAAACCACUCUUCCCAUAAGCAAUAUGCGCUUCAUACUCUGAACAGGCAAAGAACACACUUUUCUUUAGUUCCCUUCAAAACGAGAAGUGAAUAACUAUGGAACUGCUCGUUCUACCUGUAAAGCUGUUUUACCUCUGAGCAGACUGCCCAGCUGCACCGGCUGAAGCAUGGACAGGUUACCUGGUGCUCCCUGGCUUGGAUCGUUGCCAUUCAUUAGCAGGGCAUCCUUAAAGGGGAGCUUUUUUUCUAAUGCUGUGCUUAACAUUAGACACGAAAGCCUGUCUCUGUCGUAUUAGUAUUAGUCUUUCGGUUCACUUAAUUCCUGACAAAAUGGAAACUGGUUUCAUAUUCAACAAAAGGGCCUAAAAAUCUGCCAGAAAGGGCUAGGAGAGGGAGCAGAACCUAAAACAAUUUGGGAGCAUCUGGAGAUGGGGCUUCAGCCAAAGGUGACUCCAUGGGUGAGAGGGCAUUAGGAAUGUGCAUUCGGCUCAUAGGCUGCAUCCAAACCUGACCACAGUGACCCACAAGGGGAGGCUGGCCAAGAGGAAAACUGUCUGCAUCCAUCCCCAUUGUAAAUGGCAUUAUUAGCUUCCCAGGAAAAAAAAAAUUCAGACCGACCCAUACCACUACGUUGGCUCCCACAUUGCUUUCUAGGGGCCUCAGCCUCCUCUCCUUACUCAGGUAAAGAAAACCCAACAAGAGCAAGUGAGCCAGCAAUGGGGCUUUUGCUUGAGAAUUUGCUCCUGCUCCAAGCGAUGCCAGAAGCAAAUUCCCAAGUGGCCGGGGGGGGGUGCCCCGGUGUCCUGGCAUGGGACCAGCCCCAGGGCUGCCUGCAGGCACCGCUCUUCUCCUGAGGAGAGAUUUCAGGAUAAGACUGUGGUGGCAGCGAGUGCUGCCCAGGGGAGGCUGCCGCUGCCUGGGGGGCUCAGAAACACCACUGAGCUUAUACCAAAGAGUCUUAGGGCACCUCUCCUCACCUGAGUUGUAAACAAGUCAUUUUUACCCUGAAAAACAGUCCUUCUUUCUACUACUCUUCCUCCUAUCCUCCUCUUUCUCCCUCUUUGUACAUAAGGAUGAAAACUAUGCAUUUAGCAAACAAAGAGAAAGCACUUACCCUUUUCUAUCUCGCUGCGUUUGGGUGCAUUCAAAGGCCCAGGGGCUAAUUUUGAGACUUUGCUUAGCCUCCUGGUUUAUUAUUGUGGUGUGGUUAGCUUUACAAUACAUUUGGUAACUAUUUGCUAAAGACAAAGAAGCAAAAGGUAAGGAAUAGCUACUUCCACGUGUUAAAAAAAAAAAGAAAAAAAAAGAAAAAAAAAGUGUGUAAAGAUCUACUAUUUAUAGUGUGAACCAAAGAUGCUACCUCACUCGAUUUCCAUUGGUGAUUUUAAUCACAUUGAUGAUACCAAAGAAUACCAAAGAUUUUUCAUGCACGGCCUUGGUCUGGAAAGGGAACUCAUCCUCCUUCUUACCCCCGUCCCCCUGAUCCCCCUUCCUCACCUUCACUCAGUGUGUAACCUUGUCUUCAUUCUUAAUGGUAAUGCUAAUAACCUUACGAAUACUUCUUUGCUACAACUGCUACUACUGACGAUAAGGAUAAUGAUAAUAAUAAAGCUCUAGGCAAACAUGUUGCAAACUUUGUGAACUCAUAGGACGAGUGCCUUGCUUGAACCAAAGUGUUAAACCGCUGUUGACCUCUUUAUCUCUCACCUUAUACUCUUUGAAUACCUCAGCCUGUUAGAAAGGCCACUAAUGAAAAAGGAAUAAUUCUUCACCGUGGUGCUUUUUGCCGUGCAACCAUGCAAUGAAACUUUCUUUGAUACCAAAGGAAAAUGUUGUUUUCCACUUUCUUGCUGACAAACCAAAGGUUCCCUCUUCUUUCCCCCAAAGCAGCUUGAGUCCCUCAGCCCAGACAGGCCGUGCAUCUCUUUUACCAAUUCCUCCAAAUACCUCAUAGUAAUAAAUCUUUAGGGUUAUGUUGUAUAGAGAGUCUAUGUGAUAAGGCAGAACUUACUAGUUUGAUAAUUGUUAAGGUUACUUAAAAAAAGCUUUAUAAUUCUUAUUUAUUUUGUAGGGGUUGUUUUGUUUGUAUAUUCCUUUUAUAUUGUUUGGUUUGGGUUUCUUCUUUUUUCCUUUUUUUUUCCAGAACUUCUCUGUUAUACCCAAGGAAGAUCUUAUUCCUGGGAAUGUUUCAAAGUGGGUAAAGAUCGCUGUUUGUAAUGAAUGCAAGAAAGGGAAACAUGGCUUUUAUUUCUUUUGUUUCAACUAGGAUGCUUUGUGUUUGCUAGUCAAUGUUCUUUUCACAGGGUAAAAAAAAUAUUCUCUGCUGUGAUAAAUGGUUCCAAUUUUUUCUCUAUAAUGUGCUGUGAUUUUUAAUUUAAUUACAUUUUGUAUACGCUUAUUUAAUCACUGCUUUAAUUUAUGACUAUGUAGUUUUAAAAAACAAAAAUGUAUAUAGUAGAUUCAAAAAUGGCCAAAGCUUUAUGUUACAAUCUUUUCAUUCUUGAUGCCAAGAUGAACUGAAGGAGAGUGCUUCUCUUGACUGCAGGGUGUAUCUUCAGCCUUGUCUUGGCAUGCACUUCCACCUGUGUUACAAACACUGCCAGGUUAUCCCCCCAGGCCUCCCUACCCCACAACUUGUACAUGCCAAAAUGAGUGUUCCAAGGUAGUACUUUUGUCACUUAGAAAGCAGAAAGGCAUUAUUAGUGUGUUUUUCCUUUAAUUUAUUUGUCUUUUUCUAGAAAGGUUGCUUUGUGGGUGAAACCCGCACAUCCAAAGAAUUUAAAAGUCGUUUAAUGUUUAAAAGCACUGGCAUUUGUGAGAGACUUUGCUGAGUUUUUGUUUUCCUUCACCAUUCGCACGGGUAGCGCAAGUAGCAGGCGUAAGCCUUGGGAGAAAAUCUAGCUUGAAUUUAGAACCUUGCUCACGGAAAGGCCUUCGCCAGCCCCCCCAAGUACCCAUUGGGGUUGUCCUCCCCAGGACAUGCAGGGGACAGCUGAGGGGCGGCAGGUGAUGGGACGGUGUGGGCCAGCCUGGCUCAGAGAGCGGGCUAUCGCCAUGUCACCUGCUCUCCAGCCAGGGCCCACAGGUGGGGAUGGGUCAAGGUCCACAGGGCAGAGCCAAGUACCCCAGAGCUGUGGCUGCAUCCAGGCUCAGGGACCGCAGCAGAACCUCCGUGCCCUGGCUAUGCAACAUUUGUCUGAUGCCCUGUGCAACAUCCCUCCAAGGGGACUGGGUGCUGUGCCUGCCCCCAGCCCCCUUCCCAGCUCGAGGGAGGAAAAAGCAGUUUGAGUUGAAAAGCAAAACAAAGAGUAAUGACAAUGAUAAUUCUGCAAAGCUGAUGAUGGCAUCAUGGCACAGAAAAUAGGAUGCCACUCACCUGUAUUUUAUUUUGCAUAAAGAAUAGAUUCUGUUUCAACUAAAUGUUGUGUACUGACAUGGUUUGUGAUGGCUGUAAAUAUUUCCCUUUCCCCUGCAGUAGCUGAGCUCCAGGUGUACCUUAUUUUCUGUUGGGGGGAUAGCAGAGGGGUUGAGGGAGGGAAGGACAAGGGCAGGGUUUGAGCUUUUGGUCAGAAGUUACACUUUCUAGGUACAUUUUUCUACUUCAAGUAUUGAAACGGGGCAAUAAAGAUGCUCUGAAUGCAGGAUCAUUAAAUGGUCUGUUGGUAAGCAUUGGCUAAAUAUCUACUUUUAAUACAUAAACUAAUGCUGUGCAAUGAGUUACACUUCACAUGGAGGGAGAGAGACAAAGUAUUAGUCUAUUAAUCCAGCAUGAGCCAUUGAGCACUGUGCUUAGGAAGACAUGGUUUCUCUUCCUGUUCCAGUAGUUUGGUUUUUCAUGGUCUGUUCUGCAUUUAUUGCAUCCUCGCUGUGGAACCGUGUUAGUUUUGCAGUCUGAACCAAACAACAAUAUUAAAUGAAAAUAAACUUUAAAGCAUUGUCUUUUACUUGCUUUUGUAGUUGUCUUCAUAACCCCCUGCCCGCAGUCCAGACCCAGCUGAGAUGGAGCUUGGGCCAGACUGGUCCCUGCCGCCCCCCACCCCGCUCCACAGCCCGCGCCCCGCACCGCCCCCUCCACCUUCACGUUAGGUCCGUCCGCCACCACGCAAAGAGGGUGCCCGAGACAAUCACAGGUCCCAGAUCCAUAGAGGUAGGAAAUUUCCAAGAGCGAGAGGGAGUGCUUCCAGAGCAAUGAAACGAAACAAAACAAAACAAAACAAAAAUUAAAAAAGAAAACAAAGCAAAGAUUUUGAUAAAAGUCAACUUUGCUGUCAUUUUUAGUUUGCCCAUUAGGAAGCAGUAGUAGUUUAUGCAUUGCAUCUGCAUUUCAGACUAAGUGAUUAUUGUACCUAAUUACGGUUGAUUGCUAAUAUUUCCUCAAUCUCUCUCUUAGUCAAGCGCUUCUUCUGUCUUUUUGUGUGUAGCGACGACAAGUGUAAUGCUCUAGGCAUUAUUCUGGUUUGGUUAUGAGUAUCUCCUGUACUGCGUUAAGAUUUCCUUAAGUUACUUUUUUUAAGCUUUGCUACUGUUCUCACUUUAUGCCGUGCAAUAUCAUCUGCUGUGUUUGCUAAGCAAAAAAAAAAAAAAAAGGAAAAGAAAAAAAAAAGAAAAAAAAGCAAGUGAUGAUGUCAUCAUGCUUUUCAGUGUUACAAUGUUUCAGCGUUUAUGUAGUCACAAAAAUGUAGUAAAUAAAAGGUUGGAUUUUCCAGCACUUUAAAUUUAAA
Phalacrocorax carbo (great cormorant) is the source of this 9320-nucleotide messenger RNA. The record is from RefSeq and is a predicted model, not a curated record. NCBI's taxonomy places the organism in Eukaryota, Metazoa, Chordata, Aves, Suliformes, Phalacrocoracidae.